UGGCCAAUCCUUUCUUUUCUACUACAUAGAGAGAAAGAUCCUUUAAUCAAGAAACAUAAAUUAAAACAUCAAACAAACACAUCAAUUCUUGAAAAGAAAAUGUCUUGCUGUGGAGGAAACUGUGGCUGCGGCUCCGGCUGCAAGUGCGGCAACGGUUGUGGCGGAUGCAAGAUGUAUCCUGACAUGAGCUUCUCAGAGAAAACCACCACCGAGACUUUGGUUCUUGGGGUGGGAGCAGAGAAGGCACACUUUGAAGGAGGUGAGAUGGGCGUCGUUGGAGCUGAGGAGGGUGGCUGCAAGUGUGGCGACAACUGCACCUGCAACCCUUGCACUUGUAAAUGAAAGAGAUCCUGCCUUGAUGUUUACGAGUGAUAGCGUCUAAUGUAGUGUCUGUCUGUUGCGGUUUUUUAAGAUUUAAUAAAGUAGUAACGGCUUGUGGUUCCUAUCGAGAUCCUAUUUCUUGGAUAGGGUUUGGGCUAAGCCAUGGCUGAGACUUUAUAUAAUGUAAAAGUAAAACUAGUUUAUAUGAGAAUUUACAUGCAUGAUAAUGAUUUCCUUUUUCAUGCAGUAAAUCGAAUCGUAUGUAUGUAUGUAUGUAUCUAUGUAAGGAGUGAGCUCUUUGAUGGCUUAAUGAAGAACUCCCCUUUCUUGUUACUAA
This is a messenger RNA of Ricinus communis (castor bean), 658 nucleotides long. RefSeq names its product metallothionein-like protein type 2. Lineage: Eukaryota; Viridiplantae; Streptophyta; Magnoliopsida; Malpighiales; Euphorbiaceae. The record is from RefSeq and is a predicted model, not a curated record. Gene Ontology annotation, molecular function: metal ion binding. The transcript is spliced from 2 exons. Bases 100 to 342 code for a protein of 80 amino acids.